This is a messenger RNA of Eleginops maclovinus (Patagonian blennie), 1499 nucleotides long. RefSeq names its product ceramide-1-phosphate transfer protein (gene cptp). Lineage: Eukaryota; Metazoa; Chordata; Actinopteri; Perciformes; Eleginopidae. Gene Ontology annotation, molecular function: lipid transfer activity. Gene Ontology annotation, cellular component: cytoplasm. Gene Ontology annotation, biological process: intermembrane lipid transfer. The record is from RefSeq and is a predicted model, not a curated record.
UUGGAGUCUGCGCAGUAGAGACGGAUCUGGACUGACAGGUUAUUCCUGAAGAACCUUUACUCGUGUUUAUCUCUCCGGGUUCUCCCCGGUCUCUCUCCGGUUCAGAGUUCAGUCUUCGGUAUAUUCCCGUUAAUACCCUCAGCCCCCCCCCCCCCCCCCUGCAGUCAGCUGUCGGUCCUCUUCCUGAAGCAGCAUGUCGGAUCAGUUCUGCCUGCAGGAAGUGAUCGACUCCUUCAGACUCAGUCUGUCCGACACCAAGGAGGUUUCUCUGGACCACUAUGUGGAGGGCUGGAGGGGGCUGGUCAAGUUGCUGAACAGCCUGGGCAGUGUGUUCGGCUUCAUCUCCAAAGACGCAGUCAACAAGAUCGACAUCCUGGUGUCUCUGCGGGGGGGUCCCGGGGGGGCUCACUACGUGUCGUUGCAGUCGAUGGUGCAGUACGAGCUGCAGAGCGAGCUGGUGGACCAGAAGCAGCGGGGGGGCCACCCCGAGUCCGGCUGCAGGACGCUGCUGCGACUGCACCGGGCGCUGCGCUGGCUGCAGCUCUUCCUGGAGGGGCUGCGCGUCAGCGGGGAGGACGGCAGCCCCCCCGCCCUGUGCUCCCAGGCCUACCACCAGUCUCUGGCCCAGCACCACCCCUGGCUGAUUCGCACCGCCGCCGGUGUGGCCUUCAGGAUGCUGCCAAGCCGCGCCAGCUUCCUCCAGCUGAUGAACGCGGGCCCCCCUGAGCAGGCGGUGCUGGUGCUGGGGGAGGCCCUGCCUCUUCUGGGGGAGGUGUACUCCAUCACUGAGGAGCUGUAUGCCCAGCACAACCUGCUCAACCUGCCUUAACACUCACUCACUCACUCACUCUCGCACACACACACACACACACACACACUAGUGAGAGAGUGUGUGCAGCGAGGUGUCUGUAACUCGGCCUUAAUUUAAGGACUCCAGAUAUUAAUUGAAACGAUCAUUCUCUCUCCACUCUGCACCAACUGCACUUCCUGUUGCUGUUUACUUCCUGUCUGUCUUCUUCAGUGUUGUGUUAUCGAGUAUUAACGACCUCUGAAAUGUCCAAAUUGACCAAUCAGAAUGGAGGAAUUCCUCCGAGCCGUGUAUCACCUUUAGGGAUCAGGAACAGCAGGUGUGAGUAUUGGAGCUCACCUGCUGCCUCUCCAUCACAUUACUCUGAGACACUGGGGACACUGGGACGGACACUUUCCUGUCUCUAUAGCCUAAACCAUCAGUAGAGAGUAAUCACCAGUAGCAGAUAGUCUGUGGAGCUCUGAGUGUUUUUCUGAAACCUGAUUAAAUAAUAAAACACGUAGUCAUAGUUUAACUCCUUAUGGAGUCUCCUGUUUAAUGUAGAAACUACUGAUUCCUUUGAGGUGAUUUCUGUUGUAUGUAUAAGUAUGUGUAUAUAUACAUAGUAUGUUAUAUGUUGGAACAGCUUCAGGUGGAUGAUUCUUUUGAUUGUAAUAUUUUCCUGUUUAUAAAUCAUCAAGCCUUUCAGUAA